Molecule: messenger RNA, 1353 nt
Organism: Blumeria graminis f. sp. triticale
Lineage: Eukaryota; Fungi; Ascomycota; Leotiomycetes; Helotiales; Erysiphaceae
Source: the annotation of a GenBank genome assembly
AUGUUUCCCCACGAGGAUAUAGAAGAACACCUCGCUAGAAAUCCCCUGGACGAAAUAUUGGAAGUAUUCAGACUUCUAUAUAGUACUUACUUCGAUACUCCAUGUGUUGCAGUCUUUGAAAAGCCCAAAGAUCCAAAUAAAUGUCGAAUUCCCAUCAGGAACCUCAUCAGAGAUUUUGUUGGAAAUGUCACUGUCAGGUACCAUCUAAGUUGUUGGUUGGAAAAACUUGGCUCUAAACUGAUAACAAUAAAUAACUGGAUGAAAUCUACCCAGUUUUAUCUGGUCCCAUUUGAACCAUUGAUCGCCGUAAUUCUGAACGACGCGACUGAUGUUGAGGUCUUUAAUUCAGUCAUACGGCUCGCUAAAAAUCUCGAGACUAUGAAGAAAGCUUCAGAUAUAGAAUAUGAAUAUCUAACCAUAAAGUAUAUAGCCAAGUUAGUUGGAAAAACACACCUUCCGGUCAGACAGCCGAUGAAAAAUUCGGAGGACAUACUGCGCAGAGAACUCUCUGUCUCGUCAAUCUUUAAUACUAAAUGCUCCUGGGAGAAAUUUUUUGAAGCGUCGCGCCUGAAAACUCAAUGCGAAUUCCUUUCCCAAGAAUACAUGAGGCGUUCUGCCGAAGCAAAGUUCAAAUUCCCCGCUGUCCUAACUAAAACAAAUAUUUGUAAAUGGAUAAAAGUUAUCGAACAAGAUCUAAUCUGUUCACUCUACAAACCACUCGAAACUUUGCCGACAAAGGCAUUUGUAGCUCCAAGAAAAACAUUUAUGCAUGCCUACAAAGGAACCAAAUCCCAAAUCUCUGCAGCAGGACAGGUUACUGUUGGUCAGUCCAAACGGCAAUAUAAUUUUUUCCUCAAGCAACGAAAUCUUCCUUCUAGUGAUUAUCAUCACUGGCGCAAUAUUCUUGUGAUUGGAAAGUUCACUGAGUCUACGAAAUCAAAAUUUCUGGAAUAUUCCCUUCAGCUCAGCGAUUACAUUCACAAACUACUCCUAGCUCAACCUCUUCGUCUUUUCGUCCAUGGAUUCAUCUUUUCCGGAAAGAAUCUGGAGCUCUGGAUGUAUGAUAGGUCAGGACGAUACUCGUGCUCAUACAUUAACACUGGCAAGUUUUCAGACAAGCUCAUACAUGUGUUAGCGGCUUAUAAACUUAUGAGCAAUGAAGAGCAUGGUCUUGUCCCAAAUAUUCAAUACCAUCCUAAUCUGAAAAUUGUCGUGUUCAAAGUUUCUAAGCCCGAGGAGCAGCAUGAGCUUAUCUUGCAUCCUGUUACUAUCAAUCAACAGAGAGCACUCGUCUCCAGGGGAACAAGCUGCUAUCAAGCUAUAAACAAUAGCUAUGUUAUGAAAUUAUCCUAG